Molecule: messenger RNA, 1627 nt
Organism: Erpetoichthys calabaricus (reedfish)
Lineage: Eukaryota; Metazoa; Chordata; Cladistia; Polypteriformes; Polypteridae
Gene: slx9
Product: SLX9 ribosome biogenesis factor
Exons: 7
Coding region: 219-971 (250 amino acids)
Biological process (GO): maturation of SSU-rRNA from tricistronic rRNA transcript (SSU-rRNA, 5.8S rRNA, LSU-rRNA)
Cellular component (GO): nucleolus; preribosome, small subunit precursor; 90S preribosome
Source: RefSeq, a predicted model, not a curated record
CUUAAUCUGUGUAAAUAAUAAAAUAACUGCAAUCAAGAAACGCUUUGUCUUAAUAAGUCAAUCGGAACACUUUGUUGUAGACCGUCGUUUCUGCUCCAGCUGUUUAUGUGGAGACACAGAGUGUGUCACACACGUGGAUGUUCUGCAAGUGUAUACAAGGGAAGGAGAGCGGCGAGUGGGUCGGUUUUGUGUGUGUUUUCCUGUAAUAUCAAGCAACCAUGGUGGGCAAAAUUAAACGAACCAGGCAGAAAUUACAUCAAGAGGCAGUAAAGGUCCAACUACCCCAUGCAGAAAUAUUGAAUGUUAAAGGAGAGUCUCCUCAGAUCGUGCAGAAACCCUUGGUUGAUGUGUCAAGAACGAAUGAGACUGGACAUCAGCGUUUCCAGAAACGAGAUGUCCUGUCAUCAUCAAUCUUUGCUCAUACGAAAAUUGACCCAGCUGCUCUUGUAAAGACACUGAAUUAUACUAAUGACAGCAAUUCACCUUCCAUUCCUACUGGUGCAAGCCCAGAACUGGAUCAGAUGUCUAUAAAACAAAACUAUGAGGCUGAAGAAAGAAAACAAAUGAAAAAAAAAGAAAAAAUGAAGCAACGAAGAGAUAAAUGGCUAAACAAAAUAAACAACAUCAAACUUGCCAAUCAAAAGCAGAAAGAAGAAGCUAAGAGGAAAAAAACCCCAGUAGUAGGUGAUAUGCAGCCACUAGCUGAUGCUUUGCCAGAGCUGUCUCAACUGAUUACAAGUAGCAGACAACGUUCCCUCCAGAAAAUAAGAAAAAUCAAUGUAAAGAAGAAGCCAGAUCCCACAGACUUCAGUCAAAUGAAACCAGCACAGAAGCGCAAGUUUUUAGAUUCAGAGGUAUCAAGGUUUGCAGAGGCUUUGAGCAACUCUGUUGUUAAAAGUAGUCGGCUGGCUGCAAUUGGAGAUCAUCUGCGCAAGAGGUUAAAGAAAGAGGAAGAGGAGGCCGUUUUUUAGCUAAACUAUCAACCUGUGAGAUCAAGGAUACAGAGCAGCAGUGCAAAGCUCAUGCUGUGAAAUGGACUUACCCUAAUCAUAUUUUAAUGAACAUUUAGCACGUCAUCUCAGCAGCAUUGCACUCAUUUUUUUUUAACACUUAAGAAAGCAAACUUUCUUCAUGAAUGGUAUCAUCAAUAUUUUAAAACAUAACUCAAUAUUUUUUACUUGGAAUAAAAGUGAAAAAAUAUGUAACCUUUACUGAAAGAAUAUGCAAAUUGUUAUUAUGAAAAAUCUUGCAAAAUGUGAUUACAGUGAUUUUUAAAGCAUUUCACUGUUUUUUAUUUAAUCUUUACUACACUGGCAAAAUGACUGUCAUCAUCUCUUCAUGUUGCCUGAACUUGUGAUUCAGAACUGGCCCUGAUGCUUUCUGUGUCGAUUUCCUCCUGGGGCUUUUAUUUUUAAUGACAUUUUCCGGCUUUGUGUUUUAUGCAUGCACUCUGCUGUGGAAUAAGAAAACCUGUUUAUGGUAAGUGCAUAAAAGUGUCGAUUUAGAGCUUGUUUUUCAAAUUGUCAUUUGCCAGGUACUGUUUGCUGUGAAACAAAAAGAAAAUAAAAAGAAGGUGAAGGCUGUGAGAAUGUGCAUUUGCUGUACAACAGUGUCAUGAGUACACUGA